CAUCAUGGCAUUUUCGAGCACCGUGUAGCUCUAGUUGUAGGCUAGCGUGGAGAUUUUGCCGGUAGCACUAAUCCUUUACCAUCCAAGUCUUAAGUAUGGACCUCCAGUCGAGAGGCUUAUUCUGGAUGAAAAUACGUUUUCAGUAAGAAUUAGAAAAUAUAGUAUUGCUUAUUUUUCUUCUUAGUCAGUUUCAUGGCUUUGCCCGCUACUAGGGAUUUAAACAUUUGUGUUAGAAAGCUAAUAGGCUAACAGUUCUCAUCCCUUGAGCACCACUUUCCCUUUGGACCCAAGAGGUGUUUUGGCACGGCGUUUGAAAGAAAUAAACGGCAACUUAAACGCGAAUUCCAUGAAAGGCUGAGGUCACAAUUCGCUCUCUAUCGAGACCUCAUAUCUCGUUAUAGACGGCCAUCCCAAGCAGCCCAAUUGGCCGGGUAAACGCCCAAUCUGGCAACACUGCCUGCAGGGUGAGGUGCUUUAAGGAGUGCCUCCCUGCCCGUCUGCCUGCCUCUCCCAUCCCCUCCCUUGUCCCAGGCAGCACACCAGCUGGUGUCCCAAGGGAACCCUGUGGUUUGACAGACAGGUUUGAAUCUCCCUCAUGCCGAAACAAGUGAAAUGAAUAAACCACCACAGCCUUUAACGGGAGCCCCCUCCAUCCCACAACCCUCCCCUUCCCCUGGACUGGCACAGGGUGCAUACCCCCCUGGCCAGGCCCCGUCUGUUGUGUUUGCCCAGCCACCCCCACCAAUGAACACUUCAACGCAAACCCGACCGUUUGUUCCAGGGCCAGUCCUUCUCACUUCAUAUCAACAGGGGGGAUUCAGGUCCUUGCAGCCGUACUACCAGAACCGGCCUACCAUGACCAGUUCUGCCCCACGUGUCCAGCCAGGCAGCAACCCACAGCCUGUGGGGCAAAGCCAUGUGUACUCGCCCAAUAACCAGGUCAUGAUGAUCCCCCAGCAGACCCUUCAGUUCCCAAGCUCUCAAGCCCCAGCCUAUUUCAUCCAAUCCGGACAGUACCGGGCACCCUUCAUCCCACAGGCCCAGCAGUACAGUGGAACUGGAGGCUAUUACAUUGGGGCCGGUUCAGAGUACACAUACGAGCCCUCCCUUGCUGCAAGGGAGAGGCGGGGAGGUGGGGGGAGGGGCUCAGGCCGGGAGAACGGCCGCCUUGCACUUCACGGCGCUCCCCUCACCUCCCAGCGCUAUCCUGCAGCAGCUGGAAGUUACUACCCUGCUCAGCUGCCCCACACAGUCGUCAUGCCCCAGCCCCAGCAAGCAGCACGGCCUCCCCCGCAGCCAACUCCCCCCGCACCCAGCCAACCCAGACGGGCACGCAAAAUGAUUCGAAUAUGUGAUCCUAACCAAGGAGGCCGUGACAUCACAGAGGAGAUCUUGUCUGGGGUGAGGGUCUCCUCCACGCCCACACCUCCACAGUCAGCCGGGCCUGAAGGGUCAGGCAUACCACAGACCAAUGGAGAAAACGUGCCCACUGCUGCUGUGGCCAGAGCAGGUAUGCGAACGGAGUCCACUCCUCCGCCCCCUGCCAAGACCCCAGAGCCAGCAACGGUCUCGGUCCUUCCUCCUCCCCCCACCCCAGUCAAACCCGUCGCAGAGAUCAAAGAGUCUGUGGAUGACAAACGGGUCCUCAUCCCAGCCAGUGAGGAGGACUCCUCUGCUGCACAGUCUCCCCCAGCAGCCCCCACGUCCCCUGCACCUGUUGAAGUGCCUUCCCCAAGCACCACAACACAGGAGGCCAAUGGCGGCAGUGCUGUGGAUGCCGUACCUACGCCUCCACCCGCAGCCACGUCGCCUCAGGACCAAGCCCAAGAUUCUUCUACCGCCACAUCGAGUCCUACCCCACAUACAGGACCCGUGCAGAGUGAUGACUCCAAGUUGGCCAAAGAGGAAGACUCGGAAAACCAUGAGGAGGCAGAUGGACCUGUGCCGCCCCCAGCCACGGUCACGGCCAAGCCCACUCCCAGUGAGGAACCCGCCCCUGCAGCUGUGGUUGCCAAUGGCAGCAGUGGACCCACUGAGAAGCAGGAAGCCCCAGCGGUGCCUGACAUGCCUACCUCUGAAGCUGAAGUUGUAGUGGAGGAGCCCAAACUCGUUGCUCAGCCCGAAGAGACGCAGCAGCAGCUUCCCAAUGGCUUGCCCACCAGGGACCCACCCGAGGAGCUGCACCGGGGGGCGCUCGCCGAGGCAGAGGCGGCCGCCAAGGUCACGGAGGAGGCUGCCCUCAAGGUCACGGAGGAGGCUGCCCUCAAGGUCACGGAGGAGGCUGCCCUCAAGGUCACGGAGGAGGCUGCCCUCAAGGUCACGGAGGCUGCCCAAGAUGUGCAGAGUGGCCCUGCUGUGCAGGCGGCCAAGGUCACGGAGGCUGCCCCCAAGGUGACGGAGGAGGUGGGGGAAGCUGAGGAGAAGGCAGAAGAUGCUCCGUCGGCCACUGAAAGCAGCCCAGUAGGAGACUCUACUAUGCAAGCAGCUGCCUUGACUGAUCCACAGACGCAGCAGCUGAAGGACCUUGACAAAAAGGAUGAUGUGUUGAAUGAAGAGUCUGCAGAGAAGCCCCUCCCCGAGCCACCAGUGGCGGAGCGGGAACCCUCCCAGCCCCCGGCCGCCACCACGCAGGCAGAGGAAGCAGAGCAGGGGCUGCAGGAGGACACGCUGGACGGCAAGGUCACUCGACCGGAGGCCCCGAAGCCCAGUAACCACAAGUACCAGUACAAGGAAGAGGGAUGGAAGCCCAUUGAUGUGGAGGCCAAGAAACACUACGACCGUGACUUCCUCCUUGGUUUCCAGUUCGUGGGUGUCAGCUUGCAGAAGCCUGAGGGACUGCCAAACAUCGACGUGGUCCUUGACAAGGCUCACAUGGUACCGAUGCGACCUGCAGACCCGAGCCGCAUGAUGAGCUGUGGUCCAGAUUUCACUCCCUCCUUCGCCAACCUUGGCAGACCGUCUCAAAGUGGCCGUAACCUGCCUCCCUCUUCAGGCCCACGUCGCUCACAGCAAGGCGUGCGGAAGGAGCCGCGCAAGUUGGCCUUCAGCCUCUCCCUGACCGACGACGUGCAGCUCAACAAGGCCGAGAACGCCUGGAAGCCGGCGGUCAAGAAGCCGGCGUCGCGCAACAGCGGCGAGCCAGCGGAGGAGGAUGACGCUGAAGCUGCCAAGACUCAGGAGCUGUUCCGCCGCGUGCGCGGCGUGCUCAACAAACUGACUCCACAGAUGUUCCAGCAACUGAUGAAGCAGUUCACAGAGCUGACUAUCGACACAGACGAACGGCUCAUGGGCGUCAUAGACCUUAUCUUUGAGAAGGCCAUCUCCGAGCCCAGCUUCAGCGUGGCCUACGCCAACAUGUGUCGCUGCCUUAUGGGGCUCAAAGUCCCAACAGCAGACAAACAGCAGCCUGGAGAAAAGCCUAGAGUCGUGAAUUUCCGCACCCUGCUGCUCAACCGUUGUCAGACAGAGUUCGAGAAAGACAUGGACGAUGAUAAGAUAUUUGAUCUGAAACAGAAAGAGCUGGACGCAGCUGCUGAGGAGGAGGAGCGCCAGCGCCUGACGGAGGAACUGGAGCAGGCCAAGGACAAGGCCCGUUACCGCUCACUCGGCAACAUGAAGUUCAUCGGCGAACUCUUCAAGCUGAAGAUGCUGACGGAGCCCAUCAUGCACGACUGCGUGGUCAAGCUGCUGAAGAACCACGACGAGGAGAGCCUGGAGUGCCUGUGCCGCCUGCUCUCCACCAUCGGCAAAGACUUGGACAUCGAUAAGGCCAAGCGACGAAUGGAUCAAUACUUCACACAGAUGGAGAAGAUCAUCAAGGAAAAGAAGACCUCUUCUCGAAUUCGCUUUAUGCUCCAGGAUGUCUUGGACCUCCGAAAAAGCCAGUGGGUGCCCAGGAGAGGCGACCAGGGCCCUAAGACCAUCGACCGGAUACACAAGGAGGCUGAGAUGGAGGAGCAGAGAGAGCAGGUCAAAGUACAGCAGCAGUUCAUAUCCAUGUCCACCAAGAAGGAAAUGGGCGGCCGGGGCGGCUCCACAGGGCGCGGAGGCGGUGGCCCCCACCACAUGGGAGGCGGGCGGAACAGCCAGCCACAGGACGAGGGAUGGAGCACGGUACCCAUCUCCAAAAACCGCCCCAUCGACACCAACCGACUCAGCAAGAUCACAAAGCCUGGUGCUUUGGACGCUAGCAGCCAGCUGCUGGCACCAGGUGGGAUGGGCAUGUUCGGAAGCUGGGGGCGGGGUAGCAACGGCGGCAUCGGGGCCAAAACCACCGCAGCAGACCAAGAUCCUGGACGGGCUGCACCCAGCACUCUCAACCGGUUUUCAGCGCUGCAGCAGUCUGGGCCUUCCUCUUCCUCUUCUCAGGAUGCAGACAGGAACCAGCCUCACAGACGGAGUACCAGCAGGGAGGGUAAGGACCGUGAUCGGCCCAGGGACCGAUUUGACCAGCGAGAGUCACAUGACAACAGGAGCACAGACCUCUUCCACACAGCCAACACCAAGCGCAGCUUCAGCAGAGAGAGCGAUGAGCGGAGUCGGGGCGGCGACCGCCGCGGCCCUGGAGAUGCGGUGCGCCGCGUUGCCAGCAUGACUGACGACCGAGACCGCAGCAGCAGAGACCGUGGCAACCGUGGCCAUGGAAGCCGGGACCGUAGCAGCCGGGACCGUAGCAGCCAGGACCGGGAGAGGAGCAAAGACAGUGUGAAGAGAGAAGCUGCGCCCACGCCGCCUCCCAGCAAACCUGCCAUGAGUGAGGAGGAGGUGGACAAGAAGUCCACUGCCAUCAUUGAGGAGUACUUGCACAUCAACGACCUUAAGGAAGCAGUCCAGUGUGUGCGCGAGCUAAACAGUGCCUCGCUGCUCUUCGUGUUUGUGCGGAACGGUGUGGAGUCCACCCUGGAACGCAGCACCAUCGCGAGGCAGCACAUUGGCCUGCUGCUCCACCAGCUGGUCAGCAAUGGAACACUCGUACCCGAGCAGUACUACAAAGGGCUUUACGAGAUCCUUGAGGUGGCCGAUGAUAUGGCGAUAGACGUUCCCCACAUCUGGCUGUACUUGGCGGAGAUCAUCACCCCCAUGCUCCAUGAUGGAGGCAUGCCUAUGGGCCAGCUCUUCAGGGAGGUGUCCAAGCCUUUGCAGCCAAUGGGGAAAGCUGGUGUGCUGCUUGUCCAGAUCCUACAUCUGCUCUGCAAGGAACAAAGCCAUAAAAAGGCAGGGGCCACUUGGAAGGAGGCUGUCCUCAGCUGGAAGGACUUCCUACCAGAGGAUGAGGAUGUGGCCGCGUUUGUUGCUGAACAGAAGGUGGAAUUCACACUGGGAGAUGAAUGUGAGAACCUCACCCCUAAAGAACUGUCAAGCGAGGAGAUCAGCAAGCACCUGGACCGCCUCUUCAAGGACAAGUCCAACAACCAAAGGAUCUACGACUGGGUGGAGGCCAACCUCAAUGAACAGCAGAUUGGUGCCAAUAAGUUUGUGCGUGCCCUGAUGACCUCUGUGUGCCAGGCCGCCAUAAUCUGUGAUAACCUCCACAAGGUGGAUGUUGAGCAAAUUAAGCAGAGGGCCAUAUUGCUGCAGAAAUACCUGUGUGAUGAGCAGAAGGAGCUCCAAGCGCUGUAUGCCCUCCAGGCUCUAAUGGUGCAUUUGGAGCAGCCACCCAACUUGCUUCGCAUGUUCUUCGACACGCUGUAUGACGAGGACGUCAUCAAGGAAGAGGCCUUCUACAAGUGGGAGACCUGCAAGGACCCGGCCGAGCAGCAAGGGAAAGGUGUUGCGCUGAAGUCAGUCACUGCUUUCUUCACGUGGCUCCGGGAGGCGGAAGAGGAGUCGGAUAAUAAUAGCUAAAGCCUUGCCCUGCCUCUGCUGCCCAGGGGGGGGUGGUGCACUCAAGACUGGCUCAGACGCACAGGAGAGGACCUUGCGGGACUUAAAAUAAGAAACAAUUAUGUGCUUGUUGAGCAGACCAUCCUUGUUUAUGGUGUGCUGCUCACAAAGACUUCUACAAUCAUCUCUCUUCCCUAUUCCCUCUGCCUCCUCUUUGCGGCAGAUGUACCAAAUGAAAGUUGAAAAAGGACAACAAAAAACAGUGGAGAUGAAAAAAGACUACAUGAAAUGCGUUUUAUCACAUGGUGAACUUCUAAUGCAUCAAAAAAGGCAAAAAAUACAAAAGGAUACAAACCAACGCUGCUCUUAUUUUGUUAGAAACUUAAAUGCAACCUUGUAAGACUUGCAAGCAUGAGUGGCAAAAUGCCGCAAUGUAUUUUCUAACCUCUAAUCAACAUACCCGAAUGAGCAGAGAUUCAAGUGCAUCGAUGAAAACGACAGACUGAAUAGCUUAAACCUUAACUAACAUUUCUGUUCUGAAUGGAUUUUGAGCUGGGUCUGCUACUUUUCUCCCUGACACCUUCCUUUGGAUUUUAUGUUUACAUCGCUGGGUAUAACCGGAUGAACGAGGAGGACGGAUAAUGGAUGGACUUUGACCUUUUGACCUUUUCUGCGGAGGCAGGGGAUGCAUUCCAAUAUGCAGACUCCUGUCCUCCACUUGUGCUUGUGGCCUCCUGGCCCCGCCUCCAUGGAGAAAAACUGUUAAGUUUCUCAGCUGUCAGCCUAGCCACAACAACUUGUGGGGGACUGUUUUUCAUUCACCAUCCCAAUUGCAAAUGAGAAAAUGACAUUAGAAUUGUGCUUUUCCAAGAUAUUAAAUGAAUUCUCUGUCGUCAGUGACAUCAUGAGGUCACAAGCAGGCAAGUGAGCAAGGGAGGACGGAAGUCGGCAUAUUGGAAUCCACCCAAGGUUGACAUGCUUCCUCUUAAAAGCCAUCCCCCACAACCUGCUGCUCCUACUCUACUCCCCUCCCCCCUCCCCAAAUUGUCUGGUUGUCAUAACUAAUACCUCUCUUGCUUUUUAUGAACAGCCAAGGCCUCCUUCAAAUUAAAGGUCCAUGCCAGCAAGCUAGCAAUGGCACUUCAAAAUGAAUAUAAUUUAAACUUGAAUAAUAUUAACUUGAUAAAGUGACAGAAGCCUUUUCUACUUUAAGUGGAUCUUUAUGUAAAUAUAUAUAUAUAAGUAUAUAUAUAUAUAUAUAUAUAUAUAUAUAAAACUUAAGUUUUUUUGUUUUCUUUUUCAGAAAUAUAAAAAAUGAGAAGCUUGUGUAUUGCCAUGUAUUUUUGUGGCAUUUAAGUCCCCCUGUCUUCUUCCAGCUGGUGAGAGGUGCUUAAAGCGAUGAACUGUUGACAUUUUUUGUGAGUAUGUAAAUAUAUUUUGCGUUUAUUAUUUAAGGAAUUGUGUGGCAUUUUUUUGCACCAGAAACUGGAAAAGCUGGUUUGGUAAAGGGAAAUUGCAAAUAAAAGACUGUCAAUAUAUUACAAAAAA
Molecule: messenger RNA, 7371 nt
Organism: Engraulis encrasicolus (European anchovy)
Lineage: Eukaryota; Metazoa; Chordata; Actinopteri; Clupeiformes; Engraulidae
Gene: eif4g1a
Product: eukaryotic translation initiation factor 4 gamma, 1a
Exons: 34
Coding region: 613-5844 (1743 amino acids)
Cellular component (GO): eukaryotic translation initiation factor 4F complex
Molecular function (GO): mRNA binding; protein binding; translation initiation factor activity
Source: RefSeq, a predicted model, not a curated record